AUGGCUGUUGGUAUCAAAGAAGUGCUGAAUGGAGAGCGCUCAGACGCCAAAGCUACGUCAAAAUUCGAAACUAUGAGCCCUGCUCAUAUAAAUGCCGGUCCUCGAGAUGCUAAUCCUUGCCACGGCGAUGAAGGUGUGGGCGAUAUUCGACUCGAAGACAGCAUGGUGGACGGGCGGAAAGACAAGGCCUUGGUCGGAAUGACUGACAGGCCGACAAAACGGGUUAUCCUAUCAACCAGCACACCAUUCGCCGACACGGUUGUUCGCUCGCUCUAUAGAGAUCCUGACGUCGAGCUUCGAUUAAUCGUACCGCAGGGGUUGGUCGUCGGACAAGGGGAGUUGGAGAACGUGAGAUGUUACGAGGAUGCGCCGCAGCGAGUUACAGACACUACCAGCCAGCCAUUGCGAGGACAGUUCAAUAUGACGGCUGCAAACCUCGCAGAUUGGGCAGACUUGUUGAUUAUAAGUCCUAUGGAUGCCGGAACGCUUGGGUCAAUGGUUUGUGGACUAACUACGAGUCUUACACUGACGCUACUGCGAGGCUGGGAUGUUUCUAAGUCUAUUAUUCUUGUUCCAGGGAUGACCACUCGCCAGUGGGUUGCGCCUAUCACGAGAAGGCAUCUGGACGACAUCCAAGUCUUUUGGCCGUGGGUUAAAGUGCUUCCUCCUAUUCUCUCCAAGUUCGAAGCUCCCGAUCGUCUGGUCGAGCUGCCCUGGGAUGGACGGGAAUCGUUUUAUGAUGAGAUAAAAAAGGGUCUGGGAUGGUCUAUGGGGAUGGAUAUAGAGGGUGGACGUAACCCUUCGCAGGAAGUUGAUGGGGCUGAGAAGGAAAAUGGUCUGAAUGGAAAACAAAACGGGACGACGAUACCCCCCAUCGUUAGCCUUCAGUCAAGCGACAGCUUCUCAUCACAGGCUACGAUUACACAUCCUACUCCGACCCAAACUGCUCUUCCUUCUGAAAUACUAUCAAUGAUCUUUGAAGCUCUCGGUGACUGGGAAACUGCUGCUGCAGUUGGCAUCUACACCCGAUUACCAACUCCUGACCAGUGGAAACCUCUAAUACCCCGUUCACAUUCCUCGCAAUGCACACUUGAGUAUGCCAUUCUAAAGCGGCCGUUCUCUGAAAUCGAGCAAUACCUCUCGUCAGCCUCGCCGUGGAAACCACUCUCCUCAACAUCCGCCCAUCUUAUUCUCAAAUUUUCACGAAUAGAUAUAUUAGACUUUAUUAUUACUUCUCGAUCAGAUAUUUUCUGGUCUACUCCCCGGCUUCUAAACCUCCCGUUCCGAGCUUCAGCUAUAUAUGGCAAUACUGCCCUCCUUGACUGGUGGCUUCGCUGUCCUGAACUACCGAAGAAAGACUACCUAACAGAUGCAAUGGACUCUGCUUCACGCGCCGGGUACAUCCAUGUCCUUGAUUGGUGGCGAAAUUCCGGCCUACCACUCCUCUAUACCGAGCGAGCACUCGAAUCUGCAUCAGCGGAAGGCCAUGUAUCCGUACUAUCCUGGUGGAGAAACGCAUCUGAAUGCUCCCCCGAGCAUGCUUUACCGCUAAAAGUCGGCAAAUCUGUUCUGCUAGCUGCUCAGUCUGGCCGGACAAAUUCAAUAGCCUGGUGGGAUCAAUCGGGUAUACCUUACUCAUACACCGAAUCUGUCGCUCGAAUCGCAAGUACCCACGGGCAUGUGCAUGUUCUAGAACUGUGGUACAAGCUGAAAGGCACAAAGAUGAUAUUUGAUAACCAGGUUCUUGUCGGCGCCACGAAAAAUGGGCAUGUAGAUGUUCUUGAGUGGUGGCGGAGAAGUGGACUGCAUGUCGAAUUCAAGACGUGUGACAUUGAAGAGGCCCUUGAAGACGCAAUCACUGGUGCGGAAGAGCGUGUCCGUCGGUGGUGGGAGAGAAAUGGUUUGAAUCUAGGUGUUGGAACCAGCGAGUGGAUGAAAGUCAAGGUAUUAUAA
Nannizzia gypsea CBS 118893 is the source of this 1953-nucleotide messenger RNA. RefSeq lists its product as hypothetical. Gene Ontology annotation, molecular function: phosphopantothenoylcysteine decarboxylase activity; FMN binding. Bases 1 to 1953 code for a protein of 650 amino acids. Gene Ontology annotation, biological process: coenzyme A biosynthetic process. Lineage: Eukaryota; Fungi; Ascomycota; Eurotiomycetes; Onygenales; Arthrodermataceae. The record is from RefSeq and is a predicted model, not a curated record. Gene Ontology annotation, cellular component: phosphopantothenoylcysteine decarboxylase complex. The transcript has a single exon.